CUGUAGAAGAGGUGACCGCGGACUCCCGAUGAACGACCGGAAGGAAGAUAUGGAAAUCGCGUCCCACUACCGGCACCUGCUGCGUGAGCUGGACGAGCAGAGGCAGCACGGCGUCCUGUGUGACGCGUGUGUGGUCGUGGAGGGCAAGGUCUUCAAGGCGCACAAGAACGUCCUGCUCGGCAGCAGCCGCUACUUCAAGACGCUGUACUGCCAGGUGCAGAAGACGGCCGACCAGGCCACGGUCACGCACCUGGACAUCGUCACGGCCCAGGGCUUCAAGGCCAUCAUCGACUUCAUGUACUCCGCCCACCUGGCCCUCACCAGCAGGAACGUCAUCGAGGUGAUGUCCGCCGCCAGCUUCCUGCAGAUGACGGACAUCGUGCAGGCGUGCCACGACUUCAUCAAGGCCGCGCUGGACAUCAGCAUCAAGCCGGACGCCUCGGACGAGCUGGCCGAGUUCGAGGUGGGCGCCCCGUCGGGCAGCAGCACGGACGCGCUCAUCUCGGCCGUGAUGGCCGGAAGGAGCAUCUCCCCGUGGCUGGCCCGGCGCACGAGCCCCACCAACUCGUCCGGGGACUCGGCCAUCGCCAGCUGCCACGAGGGGGGCAGCAGCUACGGCAGGGAGGACCCGGAGCCCAAGGCCGACGGCUCCGACGACGUCUCCUCGCAGUCGCUGUGGCCGGGCGACGUGGGCUACGGGUCCCUGCGCGUCAAGGAGGAGCAGGCCUCGCCCACACACUACGCGGGGAGCGAGCCGCCCUCCGCCGGGGCCGGCGCGGCCCCGAACGCCUUCUCCGAGCAGGCCGCGGGGGACGGCUGGCAGCCCACGGGCCGGAGGAAGAACCGGAAGAACAAGGAGACGGUCCGGCACAUCACUCAGCAGGUGGAGGCCGACAGCCGGGCCGGCUCCCCCGUGCCGUCCUUCCUUCCGACGUCCGGCUGGCCCUUCAGCAGCCGCGGCGACUCAAACGUGGACCUGGCCGUCACCGAGGCCGGCAGCUCCGACAGCCGCGGGGAGAGGGCCGACCUCUAUGCCCAUGGGGACGAAGGCCUCCUGGGUGGAGAAGCCAGCUACCUGGGCCCGCCCCUCACCCCCGAGAAGGACGACGCCCUGCAGCAGGCCACCACGGUGGCCAACCUGCGGGCCGCGCUCAUGAGUAAGAACAGCCUGCUGUCGCUGAAGGCCGACGUGCUGGGGGAUGACAGCUCCCUCCUGCUGGAGUACCUGCCCAAAGGCGCGCACUCCCUGUCCCUGAACGAGUUCACCGUGAUCAGGAAGAAGUUCCGCUGCCCGUACUGCAGCUUCUCCGCCAUGCACCAGUGCAUCCUCAAGCGGCACAUGCGCUCACACACGGGCGAGCGGCCCUACCCCUGCGAGAUCUGCGGAAAGAAGUUCACGCGGCGCGAGCACAUGAAGCGGCACACGCUGGUCCACAGCAAGGACAAGAAGUACGUGUGCAAGCUGUGCAGCCGCGUCUUCAUGUCGGCCGCCAGCGUGGGCAUCAAGCACGGCUCUCGGCGGCAUGGCGUGUGUGCCGACUGCGCGGGCCACGGGGUGGCCGGGCCGCUGGACGGCGGGGGCGCCGAGGGCUCCCCCGAGCUCUUCUCUGGUGACGGGCCCUACCUGGAGGACCCCGAGGACCCGCGAGGGGAGGGCGAGGAGGAGCUGGGUGAGGAUGAGGAUGACGUGGGCCUGGCCCACGAGGACACGCUGCUGGGGGCUGACAAAGACGACGAGGACUCACCACGGGCGCCCCGCAGCCCCUCAGGGGGGCCCGACAAGGACUUCUCCUGGAUCCCCUAGGCCCCCAGCUCUGUGUGUGUGCUUAGGGGCCUUCGCCGAGCGGGGCUGUGCCGACCCCUCGCAGCCCCUCCUCCGGUCCCCCCUUCGUCCUGCUCCCGCCCCUGGACACACGGAGAAGCUGGCCCUGCAGUCUCAGAAGCAGAGGCCCCCCCCGCCCACAGCGGGGGCUCUGACAUAGCACAGGGUUGGGAGGUGCGGGGCGGGUGGAGUGGAGAGAGAGCGUGUUCCUACCCGUCUGAGGGCCAGAGACGGGGUCCCUGGCCAGUGUGUGUGGGAAGAGUGUCAGGGGCCACAUGGCCAGGCCAGGCCCAGUGCUGCUUGGGUCACACGUGUGGCCCUCGGGCACAGGUCCCGGAGAUGCUGAGGGUCCUGCAUACACCCACCCCGUCCCAUGCCCCAGCCUGUGCUGGGUGCCCCUGCAGCAGCCGCUGUCCCACAGUCUUCGUGGCCCUGUCCCUGCCACCUGUGGGGCCGUCUGCAGGAUCACCCAGGGUCCAGAGGCCCCACAACCCUGCCGCCGGUCGGCUCCGGUGCUCAGCAAACAGCCACAGAAGCCCCGUGGGGCCAGCGCCCAGGUGCUACCGUCCAUGCGGGCGGUGGGCGGGCCCGGGGUCCGUGCCGCUCCCGCGCGGGCUCCCCUUGGGGCUCCACUUUUACGUCUGUGUGCACUUCCUUGGAGAGCCUGGGGCGGCCCGGUCCCCUCGGCUCUGCCCACCCCGUUGCACCCAGGCCACCCCUGCUGCUAACACCGGCGUCCCUGACUGCCGCGUGCCGCUCACGCCCCCCGGUGUGGGUAACCCCGCUUCCCACGUCGUCAGACACACACGAGGUCACACGAGGGCGUCGUGCUGGCUGUCACUGUCCUCACGUGGCCGACACAGCUGUCCUUCCCCUGCUUGGGGUCACGUCCUCUUCCUCAGGGCCUGCCCUCCCUCUCCUUGGCGUGGGAGGCAGAGGUUCCGUCCUGUCCACGGCCCCCAGCGGCGGGCCCCCGUCCGUCUCCUUGCCGAGGCUGUGUCCGAUGCCACUUCGUGACUGAGACGUUGCGCCCCGUCCGCCACCUCGCCCCACACGCCCGCCGUCCCCGUCACGCACCCGGGCAGUGGCUCUGUCCUUUUCCCGAACUCUCAGCCAAGUGCUUUUCCCGCCGUGUGCACGGCCGCACCCCUUCCUUCUGGGCGGGAAGCCCCGGAGAACCCUGGGUGGGCUCCAGCGGUGACCUGCUGGUGCUGGGGGCGGCGGGGCCCCGGCCUCGGUGCCGUGCCUGCAGCCCUGCCCCCCGGGGGCGUCACAGCUUCUGUUCGUGUUCUGUGUUUUCAGCCCCCGUUCCUUUUCUGUGAGUUAGAAGAGGGUGCUCUCGAGGCGCUGUCACCUGGCUUGCCUGCACCCACCUCCCUCUGCAGGGGUGGGGGGACGCUGUGACUUCCUCCACACCACCGUGCCCCUAGAGGAAGGGCCGCGGUUCCCCCGAAGGCCGGGGACAGGAGCCGAGCCAGCACGGGGCCCUCCGGGCUGUCCGU
This is a messenger RNA of Pteropus alecto (black flying fox), 3324 nucleotides long. It is a transcript of the gene ZBTB46, whose product is annotated as zinc finger and BTB domain containing 46. Gene Ontology annotation, biological process: regulation of transcription by RNA polymerase II. The coding region runs from base 29 to 1804 and encodes 591 amino acids. Gene Ontology annotation, molecular function: RNA polymerase II cis-regulatory region sequence-specific DNA binding; DNA-binding transcription factor activity, RNA polymerase II-specific; protein binding. The record is from RefSeq and is a predicted model, not a curated record. The transcript has 4 exons. Lineage: Eukaryota; Metazoa; Chordata; Mammalia; Chiroptera; Pteropodidae.